Molecule: messenger RNA, 1488 nt
Organism: Colletotrichum fioriniae
Lineage: Eukaryota; Fungi; Ascomycota; Sordariomycetes; Glomerellales; Glomerellaceae
Source: RefSeq, a predicted model, not a curated record
AUGGUGAACUACGACAUCGAUACCGUCUGCAUGACCGCCUUCGACAUUACUAUCUGGUCGAGUGCCAAGGAUGCACCCAUCAAGUACCUGGCGCUCGAGUCCAGGGACUCGGAGGCCUUCUUCUGGAACACUAGUGGUGCCGUGAGGGACAUCGCGACUCUCGAGCACCUGGAGAUACAUCCUACGCCAGGCUCAUGGCCGGAAAGGAAAAAGGCGCUCUUGUUGCAGGAUUGGAUCUCUCAGCUGGAGGUCUGGUACACCCCGUGCCCCCCGGCGCCAUUCCGCACAAAGAUCAUCAGCCCUUGGCCAGACGUCGACAUCCCUGAAGUUGGAGCGGAUAACUUUGACGAGAUAUCGCGGGCUUGGGACAGGACGAUGGGGUGGGCGUCAGACGGCUCAUCGGAGGCUGACGAGCCGUUUCCAGAUGCGCCCCCUCAUGGUCAGGCAGAGGCUGACCAAGGGACCGGGCUUCGUUUCCUCGUCGCCACGUUUUCUUCACAGCAGUCCCUCAUCAUGCGGUUUCCCGUCUUCAUCCUCAGCCUGCUCUGGCUCGUUCCCGGAGCCUUGGGCGCCGGUAGACGAGCAGCAUAUGAGAAGAUCCUCUUCUUCUAUGCAUACCGGAUCGACCAGCUUUUACCGGAGGACCAGCGAACAGUAGGCGUAAAGUGUGCAAAGUGGCCCACUAGGGAGGAGCUGCCCUGUGAGGACCCGGGCAACAAUAAGCCCAAAUAUCUUCACUGCAAACCAAAACAACCGGCCAGGACGGUCUGCACUCUCGGCGAGUUUAUCGGGCACAUCGAUAGCAACAAGGGCAAGAACUAUAAGAACCAGCUCUUCGUUGAUGGCGUCAAGUGGGACGAAGAAAAGCUCGACUUUGACAUGAAGAAAACGGCGGAAAACAUUAUCAAGUACGAUGCUGCCGAUGGUCGCAACCCGCCCUACCGCCUCUUCAAGGACGGCGCUCUCCCUGCGUAUUAUGGGGACGAUAUCAUCAAGGACGGCGUGGUUCUCGGCAAGAAGAGGGGCUACGACGGGUCGCUGAAUUCCAUCUUCGAUCGGAUGGCCUACGUCAAAAGUACGCUCCCCCAAGCGACCUUCGACAGUCCCGACGUCAAGUUCCUCUUUGAUCGGGUCGAGGAGAGCCGCACCUCGGUGUUGGCAGCGCGCACGGCCGACCACGACUACUGGAUCAAGAAGGACUUCGUGGCCCAUAUCCCAGGCAUUGACGUCAAGACAGCGCCGAUGGGCUACCAGGAGUGGGUCGACGGCCAGGACCGAGACAUUGAGAAAAUCCUGACCCCCGAGACCAUCACCGCAAACCAGGCCGCCAUCCCUAACGUCGAGGACCAGAUGAAACAGGUCCGAGCGGACCGACUGACGGACACGUUUGCCGGCGCGGCCCAAGGCAAGCAGGCGAGGGACCACCAGGUUGUGAUGGAAUGUUAUGAGCAAGGAGGAACGAAGAUUGAGAACGCCGUUUGCAUUUGA